Exophiala oligosperma is the source of this 2177-nucleotide messenger RNA. RefSeq lists its product as uncharacterized. Gene Ontology annotation, biological process: SCF-dependent proteasomal ubiquitin-dependent protein catabolic process. The transcript is spliced from 2 exons. Gene Ontology annotation, cellular component: SCF ubiquitin ligase complex. Bases 49 to 1926 code for a protein of 625 amino acids. Lineage: Eukaryota; Fungi; Ascomycota; Eurotiomycetes; Chaetothyriales; Herpotrichiellaceae. The record is from RefSeq and is a predicted model, not a curated record.
CCGGUCCACAUCGCACAUCGGUGGUUACCAUCGGUCUGAUUGCCAACGAUGGCCAACCGACGUAUCAACAACAACAACAAUGCCGCCGCAAACCGCAUUCGUGGACCACAGUCAGCCCUCACAGACUUCCUUGCUUCCCAUAACAUCUCCGCACAGCAGAUUCACCAAGACUAUCAGCGUCGAGUGCAAGAAGCAGAGCGCCAGGCUCAACAUAAUGCGCAGAACAACAAUGACGACAAGGAGAAUGACGACAAGGAGAAUGACGACAAGGAGAAUGACGACAAGGAGAAUGAGGAUGAAGAAGACGAGGAUGACAUCGUAGAGCGCCAAAAGAGAAAGAGAAAAGAAGAAAAGGCCCUCUUGAAGAUCAAGCAGAGCAAAGAGUUCAAGCGUCGCAAGCACGAACAGGACGACGAUUUUGAACAAGACGAUGACGAGCUCGCUAAAAGCAUGCUGGCCAAGUCAAAACCCCUCCCAGGUCAACUCGAUAAUUGCGAGGUCUGUGGAAAGAGAUUCACCGUCACUCCAUAUAGUGGUACGGGUCCAGACGGCGGCCUCUUGUGCACAAAAUGUUCAAAAGAAUUAAAGGACGAGAAGAAGAAGGAAGCCAAGGCUGCAAAGAAGAAGGUCGCUGCUCCUCGGGGUCGCCGCCGACAGACCGAGAGCGAUCGCAUGAUGGGAGAUGUCAAGCCUGGCGCCAAAAGCCUGCUCGAGAUCUGUGUCCGCCAUGUGGCCAACGUUGCCCACGACAUUGACGAGUUCGGCGACAUGCCGCAAUACCUGCUCGAUCGGUUGAGCCAGAUCUUCUCCAAACAGAGGGUCUUCACUCCUCGUGUCCUCGAGCUAUUCCUACGUCCAGACGUGGAUAGAAUCAACGUUUACGACUGCGGCAAACUGGAGAAAGAGGAUUUCCAGAAGAUCUUUGCGUUCAUGCCAAAUCUCGAAAGCGUCAACCUGCGAUUUGCUGGCCAACUCAAAGACGACGUCAUCAUGUACAUGGCCGACAAGUGCAAGAAGAUUCGACAUCUACAACUUGGUGCAACUAAUCUGGUGUCGGACAAUGCGUGGAUUGAACUCUUUCGUUCUCUUGGACCUCAACUCGAGAGUCUCAAGCUGUCCGAACUCAACGACUCCCUGAGAGACGACACUAUCAAGGAACUCGUCAAGAAUUGUCCCAACCUGAAACGACUCAAACUGAGAUCGUGCUCCUACGUGACCGAAGAAUCCCUGGAAUCUUUCUGCGCCCUCACCCAACUGGAGCACCUGACUCUAGCCAUUGCUCAAGACACAUCAGCAGACACCCUUUCCAAACUCGUCUCUACCGUUGGCCACAAUCUCCGCACACUAUGUCUUGAAGAGUUCAGCGAACUUGAUGACACUGUCCUCGACGCAAUCAAAUCCAGCUGCACCAGAUUAAGCAAGCUCCGUAUUCGAGGAAGCAGUCUCUGUACCGACGGCGCCUUUGCGGGCCUCUUCGACAACAACUGCCCCUUCCCACCCCUUGUCUAUGCGGACUUUGCAGAUAACCGAGACAUUGACAGCAUGAAUCCAGAUGGUCCAGAAGACGACCCUGUCGGCUUCGGCUCGCUGGCCCUGACGGCGUUGAUGAACCACUCUGGUCCGCGACUCAAGACCCUCGAUCUGAAGUCUUGUCGACACAUCACGCACGCGGCACUCCUCGAAGCAUUCGACGGUCUCAAGAGAUACCCUGCAUUGACAGACAUUGACCUCUCGUUCGUGACGCAAGUCGACGAGGUGGUCCUGGUCGGUAUCUUCAAGAGCUGUCCUUCACUUGCAAAGCUGGCCGUCUUUGCGUGUUUCAACGCCAGACAAGCCGUCAUCCCUGCCGGUAUCGCCGUCAUUGGUCUUCCCAAUCCGCAGGACAACAUCGUACGCGAGGGCGAUGUACAAAUGGUAAUGUCAUAGGCAACAUAAAGCGUCUUUGAUGGUCACGAUGGUCUAGAGAUCAGAGGUGAUUAAUCCCGGCGCAUUGCGGCUCUUGUGUAUGAGUAUUAUUACGAGGGGAGAUGAGAGCGAGCGCGGACACAAGUAGUGGUGAUUUGCCCGUUCGAAAAUGGAUCGGGCACUUACGACGACAUUGAUUAAUUGAAGGCUUUCAACGAAAAGCACGAAUUGAAUGCCUAUGAGACGCCUGAUGACCUCCUGACGGGAAUGAG